Hirsutella rhossiliensis is the source of this 2580-nucleotide messenger RNA. RefSeq names its product pre-mRNA-splicing factor 38B. The coding region runs from base 1 to 2580 and encodes 859 amino acids. The transcript has 6 exons. Lineage: Eukaryota; Fungi; Ascomycota; Sordariomycetes; Hypocreales; Ophiocordycipitaceae. The record is from RefSeq and is a predicted model, not a curated record.
AUGGCUUCGUCCAUUUCAGACGCUCAGGCCGAGCUCAUCAGCUCGCUCUCGCCCGACGACAUUCCCAUUAAGCUUCGAUGCGCCAUCUGCAGCAAGCUUGCCGUCAACGCCUUUCGCCUUCCCUGCUGCGAACAGGCUAUUUGCGAGACGUGUCAAUCCAACCUCCCACCUUCAUGCCCAGUCUGCGAACAUUCCCCUCUGGCUGCCGAGGAUUGCAACCCAAACAAGUCGCUGCGCACUACGAUCCGAGUCUUUCUUCGCACGGCCGAGAAGAAGAGGGAAGCAAAUCGUCCCAAAGAACCCAAGGCUUCUGCCCCAGCCACCCCCGUUGAUGCCGCGAAAACGUCUCUGCCAGUCGCAGAACCGAGUGCCAAAGAAGCAGCUGCUAAAGACGACGCCAAUGGAACUGCACCUGCCCAAGAAGCACCUGCAGCCUCUUCUGUGCCAGAUGCGACUCAGGGCGCUGACAAGGCAGCUGCCACGCGGCCUGAUACUGAGACCUCGUCGGGCCUGCCAAGCCAAAAGGAGCAAGAGUCUGGUGACGCUCAAGUCCCACAGCAAGGGGAUCGUCAUGGUCCAUCGGGCUCUGCAGCUGAAGAAGCCCUCGAAGCUCGUGUUACCAAUGGCCCCGUGGAUCCGAAGCAAGCUGCAACAGACGAGGCCAAAGUCCCCGAGGGUGAGGGCACCGACCACAACAACUACGGCAUGGACAGCGGCUUCUCCAACAGCAUGGUGUUUCCCGGGUCCGGCGACUUCAACCAGAUGCAAAUGAUGAUGUCCAUGCAAAACGGGAUGGGCGGCAACUCGUUUGGCGGCUUUCCCAUGAUGGGCAUGGGCAUGGACCCGAUGACGAUGCAAAGCAUGUACAUGAACGGUGGCUUUCAAGGCAUGGGCAUGAACGGCAUGAACGGCAUGAACGGCAUGAACGGCAUGGGAGGCUACGGAGGGGGUUUCGGACAAGGCUCCAAUAAUAACUGGAACGGUUCACAGUCGUGGAGUUUCGACCAGAAUAAUUACAAUCAAAGUGGUCUCGGCAUGGGCACCGGUGAUUAUGGGAGCUUUAACGCAGGAUUCCAGACAGGAUACAAUCAAGGCAAUUACGGUCAGUUCAAUGACUAUCGCCGCAACAACUUCGGGCGUGGUCGAGGCCGCGGCCGCGGCUACUAUAGCGGACACAGCCGAGGCGGAUACCACCAGGACGGCGGCAUGGCGAACCCCCAGGACCAAGGUUACCAGUCACAGCAUGGACCCGGCCACUCUACUCAAGGACAGCUCGUUUCAGACGCAAAGGGAGACGGCGAACCGGCAGGCGAGCACGCUGUCGGCCUUGCCAGACAGAUUGGCGACGAAGGAAGCCAGGGCACGGGACAAAAGCCUGGACAAGGCGGUGAUGCAGACGUGGCACACGGGGACAUGAGCCAACCUGCAUCCCACGUGCCCAUCAACGCCCCGACUGGCCCCAAAGCCAUGAGACAGGGCCUGCCGAACACCAGCCUCCACCAUCUCCGAGCUCGGGGCUACCAAGUGGACGCCGCGCCGGCCUCGGCGAGCACGGUAGGAGCCGAGGAGCAGGCGGCCGCCGAUGGCACUUCUCGUCCAAGGAGUAGAUCCCCUGACCGUGAGAAUGAAAAGACCACUGGCUCUUCGCGUGACCUCAGUCGAGGACGAUCCGUGGGCCAUGACGUGCCUGACCUGGGCAGUCGCGACGUCCUGCCCCAAAGCCGAGACCGCUCGCGCUCAGGGUCACGCAAAGGUAACAGGGCCCAGAGUCGCAGCCGCAGCCGCAGCCGCAGCCGCAAGAGCUCUCACCGGGAAAGGCGUCGCCGUUCCCCUUCGGCAGACGUCGGCGAAAUGGACGACAGCCACCGCCGCAAGAAGGCGCGAAGCAGCCGACGACACCAUGACGACGAGCACCGCAACCCAAGGGAGGACAACCACAAGGACCGGGAGCACGACAGUCGGAGAGAUCGAGACAGACAUCGUGAAGAUGACCGCCAGAAGUCGGGCCACCGAUCUCGCCGCUCCCAUGAUCGCGACCGCGAGCGUGAUCGUGAUCGUGACUAUGAGCACUCACGACGUCGUGACAGGGACGGCGACCGCGACAAGGAUCGGAAGGAGCGCAGGGAGCGACAGAAGGGAAAGGACCGCGAGAGGGAUCUUCGACAUGGCAGCAGCACCGCGCGUCCUUCGGUCAGCCGCAGAUCGUCGUCGCCGGACAAGGCGCUCGACGCUCCGAGCGGCCCACGCGGCCAGGGCGGCCGGGCCUCGGGCUCUCGCGCAUCGCAUGACCACCGCGCCGACCGCGACCAGCACGACUCCCACGGAGGCGCCGGCAAGGUCGGCACGGCCAAGGACGCGCACACGCUGGAGCGCGAGGCGCGCAAUCGGGAGCGGCUGCUCAAGGAGGCCCAGCGGAUGGCAGGCUUCGCGGGGCUGGCCGGGUCGAAGCGCGGGCGCGACAGUGGCGACGACGGCGGGCGCAAGGCGCGGCGGCCCAGCAGGCGCAGCGAGGCGCGGGACGGGGACGAGGAGCGCAUGCGGCGUCUCGAGGCCGAGCGCGAGGGCGGGCGGUGGGACUAG